AUGUCCGCCAUCGCAGCCAAAAUCCUGGGCAAGCACCACGAGCACGUCUACCGCGAGGUGGGCCACCGCCACCGCCUGUCCUACGCCGACCUCGACGCCCUCCUCGACCGCGAGGAGAAGCAGCUCGCCGCCGACCACCAGCGCCAGCGGGCUCAGCUCACGACCGCCGCCGCCACCACCACCGCCGCCGUCGACACCAACGACUCACUCGUCGGCGAUCAUGAUCACCCGAAGCGCAGCUCGAGCUCGAGCAUUGAGAGCAGCUCGUCGGGGAGCGAGGAUGAGGCCGACUGGCACGCCGGCGGGGAGCACGAGGAGGACCUGCUGCUCGAACUCGAGGAGACCACCCAGGAGAGCAUCCUAACCGUCACCGGCGCCGAAGACCAUCUCGUCCAUGACAUCGACCACAUUGUUCAUGUGGACAUCACGGACGAACAGCUGGAGCGGAUGAAGCGGCUGCUGCACGUGAACUGCCUGCACCGCGGCGACAUCGAGCGCGUGCGCGGCAAGCGGUGGAUGGUGGCGGUCGACGGGUCGGAGGCGUCGAAGCGGGCCUACGAGGGCGUGCUGCGGCUGAUGGACCCGGCGCUGGACCACCUCCUGGUGGUGACGGUGUGCGACAAGAACCUCCCGCGCCGAUUCGCCCUUUGUCCGAGCGAGGAGACUCAGCUCCGCUUCGAGCUGUGGAAGGCCGCGCGCCACAUCCUCAAGCCCUACAUCGACGAGCUCCCCAAUCGCCUGGCGCCGAACCAGUACACCGUGAUGGUGCCGAGCGCGUGGGACGCCAGGCGCAUGCUGUGCAACCUGUGCAAGCGAUACAACACCGACACGCUGUGCGUGGGCAAGCACGGCAAGGGCGAGCACAACCACCAUCACCACCACCUCCGCUCGCUCCACUCCUACACCCAGAAGCACGCUGGGUGCCACGUCAUCGUCUUCUGA
This is a messenger RNA of Acanthamoeba castellanii str. Neff, 942 nucleotides long. RefSeq lists its product as uncharacterized. Bases 1 to 942 code for a protein of 313 amino acids. Lineage: Eukaryota; Discosea; Longamoebia; Acanthamoebidae. The transcript is spliced from 3 exons. The record is from RefSeq and is a predicted model, not a curated record.